AUGGCUCCUACCAAGAAGGCGCCGUCCAAGAAACGCGCUUUGUCGCCGGCAAAAGGCACUCGCUUCUCGAAGCGUCUGAUGACCAAAGCCCGAAAGGCUCGGCCUACUGUCUCGGAGAUUCCGUCUCAAGAAGCAAGCGCCCUCUUGAAUCUCCCACGCGAAAUUCGAAACCAGAUCUACUUGGAGUUACUUGAUGGUCUGAAUCUCACAUUCCGCGUGGAUACGCUCAUCAUUGUUGCAACACAGGACACCGAAGGUUACCUAGGCGUUCGGCGCUUGAAACCAACCAAGCGAGGCCUCCCACUAUGGUCGCUGUCCAGUCAGCAGAUUUGUUACGAGCUCCUAGACAUAAUCGCCCGCACCUACGCCUUCCAACCCUUUGGUCAACCAACAUCACCCGAAAAUGAGUUGCCUGGACUACCGAACUCGCUUAUCUUCACUCCUGGUGGCGUAAGAACUGUCAAGCUGGUUCCCGGAUAUCACGCUCCGGAAUUUUGGAUUGAGAACAACGAUAUAUUUUGUGAUUUGACUGCUCGUUUCCUCGAGCUGAUGGACAACCUACUUCUAGAGGAUGCGCGUUUGGAGCUGAUUUGGUACCACGUCGAGACCGAGUACUAUUAUAGGAACUACCAAUCUCACAACCUCGCCCGUCGGUGGGAAGAAGACUGGCGGGAGAGAUUUCAUAAAGUCAAGAUUACUGUCGUGGUUAGGUCAGAUCCUGAGAAGGGUGGCACGCCAUUGUCGGUUAUGGACGAUGCGGAGAAGUGUGCAAUGAGGCUUGUCGGUAUGGGUGGGGCUUCGUCUUGGGACGAUCUGGGUCGUGUCGAUGCUUGGAAGCCCUGGACGCCUUUUCAGCCGGACUCGGUGUGGGUGCGACAUGUGACGACCGUUGCGCGGAAGGUGGAAGCAAACGCAUCGCGGAAGAGCACAUAA
This is a messenger RNA of Alternaria incomplexa, 933 nucleotides long. RefSeq lists its product as uncharacterized. Lineage: Eukaryota; Fungi; Ascomycota; Dothideomycetes; Pleosporales; Pleosporaceae. The coding region runs from base 1 to 933 and encodes 310 amino acids. The record is from RefSeq and is a predicted model, not a curated record. The transcript has a single exon.